CCGGAAGUUGGUUGUGGAGGGUUGGAACUGCGGUCCAGAUUUAAGAGGGCUCCCGCGAUGCCUUCGUCGCGAGUUGUCAGUCAACUCCUGGAACUAUGUCUUCGGUGCCUAAUAAUCAAUAUUUCCAGAUAUAUAUCAGAUAUUAAAUAUUUGCCUCCCAACAUUAAAGAUAGACUGAUUAAAAUAAUGAGCAUGCGGGGUCGGAUAACAGAUUCCAAUAUAAAUGAGGUGUUACAUCCUGAAGUCCAAAGACUAGAUCUGAGGAGCUGUGAUAUCUCAGAUGUGGCUCUCCAGCACCUGUGUAAGUGCAGAAAACUGAAGGCACUAAAUCUAAAAUCCUGCAGAGAACAUAGAAAUAGCAUAACUUCAGAAGGAAUAAAAGCUGUGGCUUCAUCCUGUUCAGACCUUCAUGAAAUUUCUUUGAAAGGAUGUUGCAGUAUCACUGAUGAAGGAGUCCUUGCUCUUGCACUCAAUUGUCAGCUGCUAAAGAUCAUUGAUUUGGGUGGCUGCUUAAGCAUUACUGAUGUGUCCUUACAUGCAUUAGGAAAAAACUGCCCAUGUCUGCAGUGUGUUGACUUUUCAGCUACUCAGGUAUCUGACAAUGGUGUGGUUGCGCUUGUUAGUGGACCAUGUGCCAAACAAUUAGAGGAGAUUAACAUGGGAUACUGUAUAAAUCUAACUGAUAAGGCUGUAGAAGCUGCCCUGACUGCCUGUCCUCAGAUAUGUAUACUUCUUUUCCAUGGCUGCCCCCUGAUAACAGAUCAUUCACGAGAAAUCUUGGAGCAAUUAAUAGGAUCAAGAAAACUAAAGCAAGUGACUUGGUCUGUUUACUGAUCUUUACCGAGGCUGAUCUCAGGACCUUGCCCAGGACAUGCGCUAUAAAUACUUGUUUUUUACUUAAUUUAACACCAGUGUAUUUUUUUUUUAUUUUUUCCCAUAGGAAUUUACUUGCAAUAUGAAUGGCAUAAUAAAAAUUAAAAAUACAGCAUUUUACAAGUUCCAUGUGACCAUAUUAUUCUAUUCAACUCUGGUAAAAAAAAAAAAAACAGGUACACGAGCCCCCACACCAUGAAUGCCUAUUAGAACACAGCAGAAAACCAUAUAUCCAUAGGCUGCUCUUCUUAAAUCUAUAAGCAGCACUUCGAACUAAUAGGCCUAUUAAACUAUUUAGUCUCCAUAGAUAGAGCAGAUCAUUUAAAGUGUGUCCUAAUAUCUCUAAUAGGUUCUGACUUCUUUUUUUUUUUUCAGUGUAUUAUUUUAUUGUCUUAGUUAAGCUGUAACUCUCAGAGAAUCUGUCCAAUCUUAAUGUAAAUGUUUGUGCUUUAAAGUUAACAAGACUUAACACUUUAAUACUUCUAUUAUCCCAUAUUUGUUGGAGCCAUUUUUUUAAUGGUCUGAUGUGAACUCUACUUGAUGGAAAAAGGACUGGGUUUGUUUCUUUAAUAACAAAAGUUUCAAAUGACUUGUAGGCUUAGAUUUUUUUUUAAAUAAGGGUUCUUAAAUGUUUCAGCCUUCCUUCUGGCCCACCACCCAUGAGAGGAAAAGGAAAAGAAAGGUUAAUAAAAAACUGUUUAG
Molecule: messenger RNA, 1575 nt
Organism: Arvicanthis niloticus (Nile rat)
Lineage: Eukaryota; Metazoa; Chordata; Mammalia; Rodentia; Muridae
Gene: Amn1
Product: antagonist of mitotic exit network 1 homolog
Biological process (GO): SCF-dependent proteasomal ubiquitin-dependent protein catabolic process
Cellular component (GO): SCF ubiquitin ligase complex
Molecular function (GO): protein binding
Source: RefSeq, a predicted model, not a curated record